AUGUUCCUGAAACAGUUCACCGGACCCAUGCAGAUCAUGAUCGAGUGUGCUGCGUUGUUGUGCUUUCUGAUCCACAAUUGGCCCGACUUCACCAUCAUCAUGGUCUUGUUGUUGACCAAUGGCACCUUGGGAUUCUUCGAAGAGAAGACCGCACAGGCCUCGGUGGACGCUUUGAAGGCGGGUCUGGAGAAGAAGAUGCCGGUGAAGAGGAAUGGCAAGUUCGACAGCAUCCCGGUGGUUCAAGUGGUCCCUGGGGACAUUCUCUUCAUGCGCGGCGGCGACAUCGUGCCAGCAGACUGCUACUGGUUGGAGGGCGAUCCAUGUCAGGUGGAUGAGGCGGCGUUGACAGGGGAGUCCCUGCCAGUGAAGGUUCCCCGAAAGGAUGACCAUGGGAAGCAAUUCUCAGGUCGUCAAAUGUGGUCUGGAUCUAUCCUUAAGGUGGGCGAGUGCCAAGCAGUGGUGAGCCACACUGGGGUCAAUACGAUGAUUGGCGAAGCUGCAAAGGCGAUCCAAGAUGCCAGCGGAAAGGACGAUGGUUUUGUGCGGUGA
Messenger RNA from Cladocopium goreaui, 549 nucleotides. NCBI's taxonomy places the organism in Eukaryota, Dinophyceae, Suessiales, Symbiodiniaceae. The record is from the annotation of a GenBank genome assembly.